Messenger RNA from Tinamus guttatus (white-throated tinamou), 528 nucleotides. Lineage: Eukaryota; Metazoa; Chordata; Aves; Tinamiformes; Tinamidae. The record is from RefSeq and is a predicted model, not a curated record.
AUGGGAUCACCCUAUGGGAUCCCCUAUGGGGUCUAUGGGGCCCUAUGGGAUCCCCUGCGGCACAUGGAGCGCUGCUACGCCAAGGUGCCUAUGGGAUCCAUAGGGCACGGGGGUCUAUGGGGUCCUAUGGAGUCUGUGGGAUCCAUGGGAUCACCCUAUGGGAUCCCCUAUGGGGUCUAUGGGGCCCUAUGGGAUCCCCUGCGGCACAUGGAGCGCUGCUACGCCAAGGUGCCUAUGGGAUCCAUAGGGGCCACGCGCCUGUUCUGCGACGUCUACAACCCGCAGAGCCGGACGUACUGCAAGCGGCUGCAGGUGCUCUGCCCCGAGCACUCGCGCGAGCCCAAGGGGCCCGCGGACGAGGUCUGCGGCUGCCCCCUGGUCCGCGACGUCUUCGAGCUCACGGGCGACUUCUGCCGCGUCCCCAAGCGCCGCUGCCACCGUCACUACUGCUGGGAGAAGCUGCGGCGCGCCGAGGUGGACCUGGAGCGCGUGCGCGUGGUGCGUAUGGAGCCCUGUGGGCACCUAUAG